This is a messenger RNA of Tripterygium wilfordii, 968 nucleotides long. RefSeq names its product 2-C-methyl-D-erythritol 2,4-cyclodiphosphate synthase, chloroplastic. The transcript is spliced from 3 exons. The coding region runs from base 89 to 775 and encodes 228 amino acids. Gene Ontology annotation, molecular function: 2-C-methyl-D-erythritol 2,4-cyclodiphosphate synthase activity. The record is from RefSeq and is a predicted model, not a curated record. Lineage: Eukaryota; Viridiplantae; Streptophyta; Magnoliopsida; Celastrales; Celastraceae. Gene Ontology annotation, biological process: terpenoid biosynthetic process.
GGCAUAGGUGGUACUCGUAGUCCAUCCAGUAGGCACGUUGGACUGGUAGUCUGGACUUCUCUCGAUCGUUUCGCAGAGUUCAACGGCGAUGGCGAUGGCGACGGCUACUCAUUCCUACGGCUAUUCCCAAAUUCAGCCCAAAGCAAGCCAAUUCCGAGUCUUAGCUCGCCAACAGCUUCAUACGUUAACAACCAAACACUCGAAAUUCUUCGUAUCACUCCGAGCUACAAAAAUCGCUUCUUCUACUGCCACUGCCAUAGAAGUCGAGGGAAUUCCGUCCUCCAAGUCCAAAUCUUUGCCUUUUCGAGUGGGCCACGGCUUCGAUCUUCAUCGGCUCGAGCCUGGGUAUCCUCUGAUCAUCGGUGGUAUCAACAUCCCUCACGAUCGCGGAUGCGAGGCGCACUCUGAUGGGGAUGUGUUGCUUCACUGCGUUGUUGAUGCGAUUCUGGGUGCCUUGAGUCUUCCGGAUAUCGGUCAGAUAUUCCCAGAUUCGGAUCCUAAGUGGAAAGGAGCACCAUCUUCUGUUUUCGUCCAAGAAGCUGUGAGGCUCAUGCAUGACGCUGGCUAUGAGAUAGGGAACUUGGAUGCCACAUUGAUUCUUCAAAGACCAAAAUUGAGCCCUCACAAGGAGGCUAUUAGGGCCAACUUGUCUGAGUUGAUUGGAGCAGACCUCUCUGUAAUAAAUCUGAAAGCCAAAACUCACGAGAAAGUUGAUAGCCUCGGCGAGAAUCGGAGUAUUGCUGCUCACACUGUUGUUCUUCUUAUGAAGAAGUGAGUUUUCUUGGAAAUCUAGCUAUUGUACUAAUAUGCAAAUGUAGUAGUGUGCUAUAAAAUUUGCAUAUGAAGAUGCAGUUGGAUGUUUGUACAACUGAUGUAUCUUUUCAGCAUAGAAUACCCAUGAAUAAUCUUUGAAACUCAAGGAAUUCCCUUUUACCAAUAUCGAUUUCGCGACAAAUAGGUUUCGCUCU